Messenger RNA from Lytechinus pictus (painted urchin), 4953 nucleotides. Its product is annotated as propionyl-CoA carboxylase alpha chain, mitochondrial-like. Gene Ontology annotation, molecular function: ATP binding; propionyl-CoA carboxylase activity; metal ion binding. The transcript has 17 exons. Bases 50 to 1717 code for a protein of 555 amino acids. Lineage: Eukaryota; Metazoa; Echinodermata; Echinoidea; Temnopleuroida; Toxopneustidae. The record is from RefSeq and is a predicted model, not a curated record. Gene Ontology annotation, cellular component: mitochondrion.
AGAAGCAGAUGUAUCAUUUAUCGGGCCAGGAAGCCGUGCUAUCCAAGCCAUGGGUGACAAGAUCGAGAGCAAACUCCUGGCCAAGGAGGCUAACGUCAAUACCAUUCCAGGUUUCGAUGGAGUUGUAGAGACACCGGAUCAGGCAGUAGAGGUUGCUAAUGAUAUAGGUUAUCCAGUUAUGUUGAAAGCUUCGGCGGGAGGAGGAGGGAAAGGAAUGAGGAUAGCAUGGAAUGAUGAUGAAACAAGGGAAGGGUUCCGACUGUCAUCGCAGGAAGCGGCGGCUAGUUUCGGAGACGACAGACUCCUAGUUGAGAAGUUUAUAGAUAAUCCUAGACAUAUAGAAAUACAAGUAUUAGCCGAUUCCCAUGGUAACACAAUCUACCUGAAUGAAAGAGAAUGUUCGAUACAGAGGAGAAAUCAGAAGGUCAUUGAAGAAGCACCCAGUACUUUCUUAGAUGAAGCUACAAGGCAAGCCAUGGGAAACCAAGCAGUAUCACUAGCAAGAGCAGUAGAUUAUAAAUCAGCAGGUACUGUUGAAUUUUUAGUAGACUCCAAGCGUAACUUCUACUUCUUAGAAAUGAACACCAGAUUGCAGGUCGAGCAUCCGAUCACGGAGUGCAUCACCGGGGUUGAUUUGGUACAGGAGAUGAUACGGGUUGCUAAGGGACACACCCUUAGAUACACACAGGAUGAUAUACCAAUCAACGGGUGGGCCAUUGAGAGCAGAGUCUACGCCGAGGAUCCUUAUAAAUCAUUUGGUCUUCCGUCCAUCGGUCAUCUCCAUCGCUACUCCGAGCCUCUCCAUCUUGAUAAAGUCCGAGUAGACAGCGGGAUCAAAGAAGGCAGUGAGAUAAGCAUGUAUUAUGAUCCCAUGAUCUCAAAGCUUGUCACAUAUGGAGCCACGAGAGAGGAAGCCUUAGCAAUCAUGGAAAAAGCCUUGGAUACAUACAUUAUUAGAGGUGUAACUCACAACAUAUCACUGCUUCAAGAUGUGAUUGCUAACCCUAGAUUCAUCUCAGGCGAUAUCAGCACAAAGUUCUUACAGGAAGAGUAUCCAGAAGGAUUCUCAGGAUGGAAGCUUGACCAAAGAGAGGAGACCAAUCUUAAAGCAGUAGCAGGAUGUUUGUAUAUUCUCAAUCAAUUCAAAGCCCAAAGAUUUACAAACCAAACUAGGGUACCACCGACGCCAGUAUCAUGGGACCAAUCCAAACUGAGUGUAUUCAUCGACGGGCAGAGACAGGAUAUAGUAGUACAGAUGAAUGAUGCUGGAGGCAAGGUGAAUAUCAAUGGAGAAACAUUAGAUGUCGAUAUAUCAUGGUCAGCAGCCCAAGAUGUUAUCACACCCUCUGUUAAUGAUACUACUUUAUGUUUACAGGUUAUUUCAUGUGAUACUGCCGGCAACAUUCAACUUCAAUACAAAGGCACAAUCUUUACCCUGAAUGUAAUGCAGCAAGAGGCAGCUAAUCUCCAAGCAUUGAUGCCUGAGAAGGUCAAGCCUGAUAUGAGUAAAGAAGUUGUCUCCCCUAUGCCUGGCAAGCUCCAUACGCUUCAUGUGCAAGUAGGAGAUUCGGUUGGUGAAGGCCAGGAGGUGUGUGUUGUAGAAGCUAUGAAGAUGCACAACAGUCUCUUCUCAUCAAGAGAGGGAAAGGUUAAAGCCGUUCAUUUUGUUGAAGGUGAUAGCAUAGCGGAAGAAGACAUUAUUCUGGAGCUGGAAUAAGCGCAUGACACAUCAUUACAGUUCACAAGACUUUGUGAGAUGACAGAAAAAUCUAUCAUUAACAUCGCUGCAAUCAUGUCGUCACAAUUGCAUACAUUGUGGGGUUAUGGUACUGUACAUCACAGUGAGCAAUGCUGUGCAAAAAUACAUGUAGACAAAAUAUGCCAUUUUGUAGCCAUUUUAUGUAUAAUAUAGCCCACAGAGAAAAGGGAAAUGAACAAAAUUUACUGUUUUUAAGCCGUUUUUCGAAAGGGCUUCAAAAUGACAGGAAAAUGGCUUGACAAAAGGAGAGAAAAGGGCUACAAAAUGGCAAGUGGCUCAUUGUGGUCGAGCUACAAUAUAUCACUGUGGUAUGUGAUGCAUGUAGUUUGAAGCUUGGAAGAAAGAGAUGAUCAUCCCCCGUAUUUUGAGAUGAAAUGAACUUGUACAUGUAUCCUUGAGAGCAUCUUGAGAGAAAAAUUACAAUGGGGCGGUUUCAUGAAGCUGUUUAUAAGUUGCACAUGAUGUUAUCCACAAUGUUAUGCACAAUUUUGUGCACAACGUUACACAUGACAUUGUGCUCAAAGUUACGCAACGUUGAUGUAUGAUGUUACGUGUGACAUUGCGCACAUUAUACACAAUGUUAUGCAUGACGUUACACGUGAUGUUAUUCAUGACUUGUUAUCCAAUUUUAGAUGCCAAUCAGCUCAAGUUAAAGUCUGAGCCCCGUCAUAUAAAGCAUUGCAAGUGAUCCGAUCAACCACAACUAUGGAAAGCCAGCAGUGCCAAUAUCUAAAAUGCAUAUUUCUUUACAAUUUUUGUUGAUAUAAUGUAUAUUCGUACCUUCAUCAUUGUCUUGACAACCCGGUGUGCUCCUCUUUGCUUGCAAAAGGAUAUUGUGCAAAUUUCCUGUUGGAAAAUUUAUGACAAUAAUGGAUUUCCAUAUAGUUGAGAUAGAUUGGAUCAAUCACAACUCUGUGUGAGACGGGACCGUGAUCAUUUCAAAAUACAAGUCUUGUCUUUAACAUGGAAUGCAAAGUUUUUGAUUUGUAAAAAUUUGAUUGGCGUUAUAGAAAAUUCACUCCCACUGUGGGGUUCCAGUUAAAACUGCUUGUAAAAUUGUGCAUAACUUAUAAACAGUUUCGUGAAACACCACCCUUGAAAUGCUGCAACAAUGCUGGAUACAUUAUUCUCUUCAGUUUUCAUUGGGAGUGGAUUAUAAUUUGCUGACUCUAGAAUUGUGAAAAGAACUAAGAAAUAACUGUAAUGAAAUGACAUCAGUGGAGCCAUCUAAAACUUGCUGUACUACAGACAUGAUUAGCAAUUUUCAUGCUGAGUGGAUUACAAUUUGCAAUACUGUAACAUUGUGACAAGAACUAGAAAUAACUAAUGAAGUUAGUGGAGCCAGCUAAAUUCGUCCAUGUACAAGGCUUUUUUUUUUCAUCCUAGCCUUGGUCAAUUUUGGCCUUCAAGAGUGCGUUUUUUGCAAUCGUGAUUGGGACAGAUUCCACAACAUAGAAAAUCUAUUGUCAAAAGCCCUUCAUGACAAAGCAGUCUUUAUUGAAAAUUGGUGAAUCAAAACAGCAGUUUCCUCCUGGACUCGAACGACUCAUUUGCAAUUUUUCGGUAGCUCAGAAUCUUGCGACAAUCAGCUGUCCCUUUUCACCAAUUUUCGACAAAGACCUGAUUUGGCAGGCAUUUUCAAUAGAUUUAAUAUUUUGUAGAGUCCAUCCCCAUCAUGAUUGCAAACACUUGCUAAUAACUUCACCACAUAAGACAAAGUGUAGAAUUGUGUUCACUACACAAUACUUGUCAGUCAUAAAAUGUCGCCAUCCGACUGGAAAGGAUGAACAUCUGAAUGUUGUCAAUUAUUCCAUGAAAGCUGAUGAAAGAAUUAGUCCCACCCACCCCAACGAGAGCGGCCAAGUGGUUCUGAUUUUCACUAUUUGGUAUUGAAAAAUGAGAAGAAUACUGAUGGUUUCGUGCAAAAUGCUGAUUUCUAAACUUCGAGUUUUAAGUGUCCUAUGCUAUUUUUUGGGAAAAUGCAGAUUUCUUCACCAAAAUCUGAUUUUCAGCUUUUAAAAUACUGAAAUGUUCUUCUUCGGGGUGACAGACCCACCCCACCCCCGUCAGGGAUCAACCAAGUUACAAUUUAAAAAUGCUGAAUAUGGUAGCUUGAAACGUCAUGCACUUCGUGUAUACAUCUGUGUGCAUGUUUAGUUAAUGUAUUUUGGGGUUUGAAGGAAAAUAUAAAGUAAAUGAAGUUGAUAAUGAAAUUAAAGAAUUAUUGACAUUGUGUUUUCAUUUUAAUGUUAAGUGUGCUGUAUUCACUAUUGUGCGUUAAUUGCAUAAACUGCACUGGUACAUACUUGAUUCUGAAUGACAUAUAAUGUACACGAUAUACAUGUAUUUUUCUUAUCUCAUGUUUUAUGCACAAUGUAUGUCAUAAUGCUGAAUUCUAUUGAAAUAACAGGUGUUUGUUGUUUAAAUUACAAUAUUUAUUUUCUUUAAGCCAUCUAAUGGAUUAAAAUUUUAUCAUCAUUAUUGUAUCUCAGAAUGUUUGCUUUUCUAUGAUACAUGCUCCCAGCAAUAACAAUUCUUUGUUUUUUAUCAUAUUAGGGGUUUGGGUUAUGAUUGGGGUUGGGAUUUGUUAGAUUAUUUAAAUGUAAGGCCUUGCAUGAUGAAAAACCUCCAUUUGAGAACACUAUACCCCAGUUUCCCUUUUCAUCAAUUCUCUUCUCCAAGUACUACAAACCCCUAAUUGCCCCAAGCAUGCAAUUUAAAUAUCAAAACACCUGUUUCUUGACCUCGGUCCGAAGGUCCUUCUACAGGCAGAGAAGUCUUACCUAAUAGCACAGCUGUUGUUUAUCAUUUCGUCCUUGGCUCAACGCUCAUUUACUGGCCUGUGGAGGUGAAAUUGAGACAACGGGGAUUACCUGGCCAAGAUGGGUUUAUCGGGGCUUGGAAAUGUUAUUGAGAGUUUCAAAUGAAAAAUGGGGUCUAGAACCGCAGUUUGCAAUCCGAACUGCGGUCUCCCACCAAAUGGGGUUUUGACGUAAUGGUUUGAGGGUUAUCCAUAUGAUGACCGGUGUGUUGGCUCAGUUGGUAAAGCAUCCAUCUCACACCGGGAGGUCGGAAGUUCAAACCCCGGCCACGUCAGAUCAAAAGACGUGAAAGAUGGGAGUUCCAGAGUAUUUCAUUUCAUGUCUAUUUCGAACAAUAAAAUAUGGAUUUUCAUCAUCUUUUUUUCAUGAUAA